This is a messenger RNA of Microsporum canis CBS 113480, 309 nucleotides long. RefSeq names its product molybdopterin synthase small subunit CnxG. Gene Ontology annotation, biological process: Mo-molybdopterin cofactor biosynthetic process. The record is from RefSeq and is a predicted model, not a curated record. Gene Ontology annotation, cellular component: cytosol. NCBI's taxonomy places the organism in Eukaryota, Fungi, Ascomycota, Eurotiomycetes, Onygenales, Arthrodermataceae. The coding region runs from base 1 to 309 and encodes 102 amino acids. The transcript has a single exon.
AUGUCCUCACCAGAUAUCCCAACUUCCUUCACAGGAACGUUCCAACUCCACUACUUCGCCAGUGCCGCUUCGUAUACAAAGAAGAACACCGAGUCCUUCCCUGCUCCCUACCCGCUAUGCAGAUUGUUUGAUCUUCUCGAGUCACGGUAUCCAGGAAUAAAGACGAAAGUUCUGUCCUGCUGUGCUGUUAGUGUUCGCCUAGAGUAUGUGGACGGGGAAGAACUCGAGGUUGAAACCGCAAAGGAUAAGACGAGGAUGAUCGAGUGCGAGGAUGAAGUUGCCAUUAUUCCUCCCGUGAGUUCAGGGUAG